AUGUCUGACUACAAGCCAACAGAGCAUGACGGUCUCCGACAGGACGGUCAGCCAGACAAGCGCGUCGGCACUGGCGAGUUUGCGCAGGGAAAAGUUGAUCCCCAUGAGGCGGGCAAGCAAGGUGGUAAGGCAAGUGGCCUUGGAAGUGCAUCUGGUGGUGGCGACGGCGGCGGCGACGCAUACAAGCCCACCGAGAAUGACGGUCUGACGAAGGAUGGCAAGCCUGAUGGACGCGUCAAGGGCAACUAG
Messenger RNA from Cryphonectria parasitica EP155, 249 nucleotides. RefSeq lists its product as uncharacterized. Bases 1 to 249 code for a protein of 82 amino acids. Lineage: Eukaryota; Fungi; Ascomycota; Sordariomycetes; Diaporthales; Cryphonectriaceae. The transcript is spliced from 2 exons. The record is from RefSeq and is a predicted model, not a curated record.